This is a messenger RNA of Ilyonectria robusta, 501 nucleotides long. RefSeq lists its product as uncharacterized. Gene Ontology annotation, biological process: outer mitochondrial membrane organization. Bases 236 to 394 code for a protein of 52 amino acids. Lineage: Eukaryota; Fungi; Ascomycota; Sordariomycetes; Hypocreales; Nectriaceae. The transcript is spliced from 3 exons. The record is from RefSeq and is a predicted model, not a curated record.
CAAUUUUGGGGCCCAGGUCUCCAUAUUCGUCGGCUUAGUCACCACCCGGCCAGUGACAACAGCUUCAACAUCAACCAUAUUCCAGAACCAUCACCAGAUCAUCUCGCCAACCCGGUUGCAGUACAAGAUCUCGGCUGGGUGUGCGGGGACUUUUCAUCAGGGAAGCCACACAGUCAGUCAGAGAGCCGCACAGGGGGGUGUCGAGGCUCGAAUUUUGACUCUGACUUGGCCCAAAAUGGCGAGCUUACCAAACCUCCGCCGCCUCUUCACUGAGGCGAGGACAGUUGACGAGGAGCGGGAGGUAUCUCGGAGAGCGUUCUACAAUGCUGUACUCUUUAUGGGAUCCGUUGCCGUCUUCAGUCUGAUCGCUCAGAAGCUCAAUGCUGGAAAAUGAGAUGUUGUUUUAUCAUGUACAGGUACGGCACUUAAACACGCAUCGGGGGAGUCUGGCGCCAUGGUUUAAUGAGGCUUCAACUCCCUCUGAUAGACACAAUUGAUUAU